AGCGUGGGUUCCACCCCCACACGCUCUAGAGCCUCCCGGGAGCGCACACCGGCUUUUCCCCAUCCCCAGCCAGCGUGCUGUGCUCGCCGUCAUGCUCGCUGCUGCCUUGCGUCGGUGCACCGCAGCCGCGGCCGCCCGAGCCGGCCCCCGAGGCUUCCUACACCCGGCCUCGGCCCCUAGCCCAGCCGCCGCUGUCCAGUCAGCUCGCUGCUAUUCUCAUGGGUCACAUGAGACAGAUGAGGAGUUUGAUGCUCGCUGGGUCACAUACUUCAACAAGCCAGACAUAGAUGCCUGGGAAUUGCGUAAAGGAAUGAACACACUUGUUGGCUAUGAUCUGGUUCCUGAGCCCAAAAUCAUCGAUGCUGCUUUGCGGGCAUGCAGACGGUUAAAUGAUUUUGCUAGUGCUGUUCGCAUCCUAGAGGUUGUUAAGGAUAAAGCAGGACCUCAUAAGGAAAUCUACCCCUAUGUCAUCCAGGAACUUAGACCAACUUUGAAUGAACUGGGAAUCUCUACUCCAGAGGAACUGGGCCUCGACAAAGUGUAAACUCCCCUUGAUGGACUUCCUAAGGACCUAUUGCUGUUGCUACUUGAUUAAAACAGUCACCUGGAAAUACUUUAUUUGAACAAAUUUUCCUCUGAGUAUCAAACCUUGUCAUGGUAACUUGGACUUUAAUAAAAGGGAAAUGAGUUUGAACUGAAA
Nannospalax galili (Upper Galilee mountains blind mole rat) is the source of this 700-nucleotide messenger RNA. Its product is annotated as cytochrome c oxidase subunit 5A, mitochondrial. Gene Ontology annotation, biological process: mitochondrial electron transport, cytochrome c to oxygen. The transcript is spliced from 5 exons. The coding region runs from base 92 to 544 and encodes 150 amino acids. NCBI's taxonomy places the organism in Eukaryota, Metazoa, Chordata, Mammalia, Rodentia, Spalacidae. The record is from RefSeq and is a predicted model, not a curated record. Gene Ontology annotation, cellular component: mitochondrial inner membrane.